Hyposmocoma kahamanoa is the source of this 4011-nucleotide messenger RNA. Its product is annotated as manganese-transporting ATPase 13A1. Gene Ontology annotation, molecular function: ATP hydrolysis activity; ATP binding; P-type ion transporter activity. Lineage: Eukaryota; Metazoa; Arthropoda; Insecta; Lepidoptera; Cosmopterigidae. The record is from RefSeq and is a predicted model, not a curated record. Gene Ontology annotation, biological process: intracellular calcium ion homeostasis. Bases 65 to 3553 code for a protein of 1162 amino acids. Gene Ontology annotation, cellular component: endoplasmic reticulum membrane. The transcript has 10 exons.
AAGUAAUUGACAGAAGGAACGUUUCGAUUCCAAGUAAAAAGAUAUUAUAUCUUUCCAUUGUAACAUGGUAUCAAAUAAAAUGCAGUCGUCACUAGAUGAUUUAGUCCAAUAUACUCAACUAUUCAAGCCGGUGGCGACGAUAUUCCAAGGAACUGUGUUUCCUUUCCUAAUAAUAUACCCAGUGGUGUUUUAUUCAUGGAUCUUCGUGUAUGGUUUUGAAGAGAAUUUCGAAGCUGGGUUUGUGACUGUAGCUGUGAUUGCAGUAAUACAAAUUUUGAUCUGCCUCUGCUGUUAUUGGAGUGUUCAUAUCCAAUGUUUUUUAUCCUGCUCAGCAGUAAAAGAUCCCUUACAAGCGGAAAUUGUCAAAGUUGUCCCAACAUCUAAUAAUGGAUUUUCUGAGAUUGUUAGACUCCAUCAUACCAAGUCUACAAAGCGUGGGAGCCUUAAUCCAGAUAUUUGGUUUAUGUUCCAAAAAAGUAAAUAUAUUUAUGAUUGGGAGAAGAAGAUCUUUCAUACCAUAGAGUUUCCCACUAAUAAGACUUAUGAGGAGUAUAUGGAAUCCAAAGGUUUUUGUGAUGAUGAGGCAAUUGAAUUAGCAGAAAAGGAGUUUAGCAAAAAUGAUAUGGUUAUGGUUGUUCCUGAAUUUAUGGAACUCUUUAAGGAAAGGGCAACAGCACCAUUUUUCGUUUUCCAAGUAUUUUGUGUAGCUCUAUGGUGUUUGGACAAAUACUGGUAUUACUCUAUAUUCACCUUGGUCAUGCUGGUUAUGUUCGAGUGCACUUUGGUCCAACAGCAAUUGCGGAACAUGGCAGAAAUUAGGAAAAUGGGAAACAAACCUUAUAACAUCAAUGUGUACAGAAACAGGCGAUGGAGACAAAUAAUGAGUGAUCAAUUGCUGCCUGGAGAUAUUGUGUCCCUCACACGCUCUGCCAAUGAUAAUCUUGUGCCUUGUGACAUUGCCCUAUUGAGGGGCUCGUGCAUUGUUGAUGAGUCCAUGUUGACUGGUGAGAGUGUACCACAAAUGAAAGAGGCAAUAGAAAACGAGAAAAACCACUCACAGACUUUAGACCCUGAGGGAGCUGGAAAAUUACACACACUUUUUGGUGGAACUAAAAUAGUGCAACACUCUUCACCAAGUAAAAAUGUGUCAUCUGGGCUGAAAGCUCCUGACAAUGGUUGCAUUGGAUAUGUUAUUCGAAAUGGCUUUAAUACAUCACAGGGUAAACUUUUGAGAACUAUCUUGUUCGGAGUAAAGAGAGUGACUGCCAAUAAUCUGGAAACAUUUGGUUUCAUAUUAUUUUUGCUGAUAUUUGCGAUUGCGGCGGCUGCCUAUGUGUGGAUCAAGGGAUGUGAAGACCCAGAAAGAAACAGAUAUAAACUAUUUUUAGAAUGCACCUUGAUUUUGACUUCUGUAGUUCCUCCAGAAUUGCCAAUAGAGUUGUCUUUAGCAGUUAAUACAUCUUUGCUGUCGCUAUCUAAAUUAGCUGUAUUUUGCACAGAGCCUUUCAGGAUACCAUUUGCUGGCAAAGUGGAAAUAUGUUGCUUUGAUAAGACUGGAACCUUAACUAGCGAUAAUUUAGUAGUUGAGGGUGUCGCUGGCAUUGGAGAUCACAAAGAUGCCACUGUCAUUCCUCUUUCUGAAGCUCCUAUAGAGACAAUACAAGUACUGGCGUCAUGUCACUCACUUGUUCAAUUAGAAGAUGGGUUAGUAGGAGAUCCUCUAGAGAAAGCUACAUUGAAAGCAGCUGAAUGGAACCUUACUAAAGGAGAUGCAGUUGUACCAAAGAAAGGCAAAUCGCCUGGUUUGAAAAUUGUCCACAGGAAUCAUUUUGCAAGUGCUCUUAAAAGGAUGUCUGUAAUAGCAGGGUAUCAGGUGAAUGAGAGAGGAUUCUUGGAGAAUCAUUACAUUAGUAGUGUUAAGGGGGCUCCUGAGACAAUUAAGACCAUGCUUAAAGAAGUUCCUAGCCAUUAUGACCAUGUCUAUUUAACAUUAUCAAGAAGAGGUGCAAGAGUGCUUGCCUUGGGGUAUAGAAAUUUAGGUAAAUUGAGUUCUCAGGAACUUAGAGAAUUGGCUAGAGAAGACAUUGAGUCUGAUCUGACUUUUGUCGGUUUUGUUAUUAUAUCAUGUCCACUAAAGAGUGAUUCAAAGAAAGCUAUAGCUGAAAUAGUAAAUGCUUCACAUGCCGUUGCUAUGAUCACAGGUGAUAAUCCUCUGACCGCAUGUCAUGUCGCUAAGGAGUUAAAGUUCACUCAGAAAGUGGAAAUGCUAAUUUUGACCGAGGAAAAUGGUAUAUGGGGCUGGAAGUCUAUUGAUGAGACAUUUAAUAUGCCAUUACAGCCCUUUAAAACAUCCAAAGGAUUGACUUCUAAGUUCGAUUUGUGCAUCACUGGAGAAGGUCUUUCAUUCCUGAAUGAAUAUCAUAAUAAAUUUCUAAUUGACCUCAUGCCUCACAUUAAAGUGUACGCCAGAUUUGCGCCGAAACAGAAAGAGUUUGUCAUAUUGACAUUGAAGUCACUUGGAUAUGUUACAUUAAUGUGUGGAGAUGGAACUAAUGAUGUUGGAGCUCUUAAGCAUGCUGAUGUUGGUGUGGCAAUCCUGGCGAAUGCCCCAGAGAGACCUCGUGAAAGAGUUCGCGAGGAACGCUCACAGGAGGUAGAGCCGCGGCGGCCACCUGCAAAUCGUGCUGAGGCGCGUCAAGCGACCAGAGAUGACACGACCGCGCGGCUGCGUCAUGUCAUCCGCCAGAUGGAGGAGGAAGAACAUCUACAGCUUGUGAGACUAGGAGACGCUAGUGUUGCGGCGCCAUUUACUAGCCGACUUUCCAGUAUUCUUUGCAUUUGCCACAUAAUCAAGCAAGGGCGAUGCACCUUGGUAACCACACUUCAGAUGUUCAAGAUCCUAGCUUUGAACGCGCUCAUCCUGGCUUACAGUCAAUCGGUUCUUUACAUUGAUGGCAUCAAGUUUAGCGAUACACAGGCCACACUUCAAAGCCUGCUAUUGGCUUCGUGUUUCUUGUUCAUAUCGAGGUCGAAGCCUUUAAAGCAUCUGUCAAAACAGCGUCCGCUGCCUAACAUUUUCAAUGUGUACACAAUUAUAACAGUGCUGACACAGUUUAUGGUUCAUUUCCUCUGCCUCAUCUACUUGGUGCAUGAAGCUACUAUUCGUUCUCCUGGCAGAGAUCCAAAGCCGAAACUAGAUAUGGACCUAGCAGACGAUGAAGAACGUCAGUUCUCCCCGGAUCUAUUAAAUAGCACUGUAUACAUCAUCUCUAUGGCCCUCCAGAUAUCUACAUUCGCUAUCAACUAUAGAGGCGAGCCGUUUAUGGAAGGCCUGCGCGACAACAAGCCUUUACUGUACAGCAUUGUGGUGUCCGGUGGGGUAGUAUUGGCGCUGGCUGCCGGGAUCUUCCCAGACCUCUCCAACAUGUUCGAGAUAGUCUAUUUUCCGCCUGACUAUCGGCUGGUUCUCGUACAAGUGCUGAUAGCCGACAUGGUAUUUGCGUAUCUGGUGGAUCGCCUCUGCCUCUGGCUUUUCGGCGAGAGCCGACACUGAGCUAUCUACAUUCCCUUGCAUUUUUGUAUCCUACCUUUUAUUUACACGAGUAUUAAGAAUCCAAUUUAAAAGCGUGAACGACAUCAUGAUGACAUAAGAACAGUACUACUUUCUAAAGUCCAAGCUUUGGAGUCAUUCAAGUUUUACGAAAACAGGCAACUAUAAUGCUUAUAGCAAAGCUCUUUAGCCUGGUAAAACGUCACAUGAAAUAUGUAAAAUCUAUAUGUAAAAUGUUAAGGUAAACAUUUAAUUGCUUCACAGUUACGUUGUCCCAAUUAUUCAAAUGUAAAUGUCACAUUUAAUCUUAUUUCUUAGCACAUAAGUUACAAUUUUAAUUGCAGUAGCGCAUUCAUAAGCGAGAAAAUUAAUGUCAUGCGUGUGUAUUACCUAACUUUAUUUUUUAAAUUACGUUAAAAACUCGAAUGGCUCUGAAGUUUGGAUCAUAGAAAAUAAAAUUA